UGUUUUUGUUCUUAGUUUUUCUAUUUAACGAAGUAAUCAAAAUACAGUAAAAAUUUAGUAAUUAAUAGUUGUCAUGAUUUAAAGCUUUGAAGGCAGCAGGAAGAUUUGGGUAUUUUGUUGGAUUGGACACAUAUGUCACAGAAUAUUGUGUAGAUAAACAAUGAAUAAUUGGGUUCAAUUGAAUGAUAAGUUUUAGCUGAUGGGAAAUGACACAUGAAGUGAUGUGUUCAAAUGAAAGUGUUUGCCGGAGUAGUGUUAAAUAGUUGAAUUUUUGAUUGAUGUUAAAGUAUGCGGUUUAAUGCACAAAUAUUAACAGCGUACAAUUAGAAUAAUAUAUACAUAAUUUAUAUGAAAUUGAGUUCAAAAGCACAAAAAAGGAAGAAAUUGGGUUACAAAUUGUUAACACAAGAAAACAGUAACUCAACACACAUUUAUUAUUUGCUCCAUACAAGGAUAUACCUACAUAAGUUCCAAAAUUUUGUUUGCUUCGUUAUUAUUUGGUGUGGUUGCAAUCAUAGCCGUUGUCCUAUUAGAAAUUUAUAAGUGGACAACUGAUGUGACUACAUGCAAUUCCAUGGCACAUUUUACUUGGUAUAACAAACACAACCUGUCUCAAUCUAAUGUGAAUCGUGCGGAUACUGAACAUCAUGUACCGCUUUGUUCCAUUACUGAUGUUCAGUUAAGAUUUUUGGUUCCAGAUGAUUUGACUGAGGUAAGAACAUUAUGCCAAGAUUGGUUUCCCAUUGAUUAUCCGUUGUCAUGGUACGAAGAUAUUACAUCCAGUUCGCGUUUUUUCGCGCUAGCGGCUGUCUACAAUCUAGCUAUAAUAGGAUUAAUAGUUGCCGAAAUCAAACCAUACAGAAAUCUUAACAAAGAGGAUAAAGGAAUUUUACCAGAUUCCAUGGGCCGUAAUGCUGACAUUGGUUAUAUACUUUCAUUGGGUGUGCAUCGAAAACAUCGACGAAAUGGGAUUGGGUCAUUGCUGUUGGACUCCUUGCUAAAUCAUUUGACGACCGCUGAACGUCAUUCGGUGAAAGCGAUAUUUUUACAUGUGCUAACCACAAACCAACCUGCCAUACAAUUCUAUGAAAAAAGAAGAUUUCAUUUGCAUUCAUUCCUUCCCUAUUAUUAUAACAUUCGAGGUAAAGGGAAAGAUGGUUUUACAUAUGUCACAUACAUCAAUGGAGGUCAUCAACCGUGGACAUUAUUAGACCACAUCAAGCACUACGUAUCGAAGUUACAACAUGCUGGUGCAGUUUUCACAUGGAUUUCGACGCGUUUGAGGCAAGUUGUACGUUGGAUUUGUCAUAAAACCGUGUCUCGUUUUAAUUUUGCACAUUAAGUUCAGGAAAUUCACAGAAGCACCGAGUGGUAUAUUCGAAGGAAAGAAAUAAAUCCAAAUCUGUAGAUAUAUAAGUGUAUUUAGCACCGCGCUAGAGAAAUUUCAAAUAGGAAAAUAGUUUGUUUUUAGUUAUUAUAUAUGAAUGAUAGAUGAUGAGAGUUUUUUUUAAAGAAAUAUGCAAACAUAAUCAUGGUUAAAUUGUUGACUGCGUCCAUACAGACAUACAUAUAGGCAUAUUGAAUUGCAUGGAAACUAAUUUUAAAGUAUGUAUAUUAUGUAUAAGUGGUUAAAUUUUAUAAAAGGGUCCAACAAAUGUAUGGAUCCACUGAACACAAUCACUUCAGAUAAUAUUCACCCAUAUCAUUUGGUCCUUCACAUGUUUUAUCUCCAAAUAUUUUAGGAAUAGUAUUUUUGAUUACCACACACAAUUGUAAUCACUUUAAAUUUUUUAUUGCUUUUUUAAUUUUUCGUUUUUAGUAACAAUGUUUUGUGUAAAUACCAUAGAUUUUAUUUUUUGUUAAUUUUUUAUAUAAACCGAUAGUAAUAGUCUCUCUGUUAUAUAGUAUAAUUUUAUUCAGUUUCAGGUCAUAAAGUACAAUAGCCGAGCAUCAAUAAAGACAGUAUAAAAUAAAAAAUAUGCUGUCAGUUUAAAGAAAUACGACAGAUUAAAAAAAAAAACUAAAUACUAAACUAAAAUAAAAACUUACAAAGCAUAUGUAUG
Molecule: messenger RNA, 2063 nt
Organism: Bactrocera oleae (olive fruit fly)
Lineage: Eukaryota; Metazoa; Arthropoda; Insecta; Diptera; Tephritidae
Source: RefSeq, a predicted model, not a curated record